Molecule: messenger RNA, 1032 nt
Organism: Durusdinium trenchii
Lineage: Eukaryota; Dinophyceae; Suessiales; Symbiodiniaceae
Source: the annotation of a GenBank genome assembly
AGCAGACUUUCCAUUGAUGGGUGCGUCGCGAUGGGGGGCCAUGCACCGGCGCGUCGCAUUGGGGGCCAUGCACCGGCGUGCCAUGGGCCUGGCAUUUUUGGCCUUUUGCAAACUUGGUGGGAUACUUCCCUCUUUUUUGCAUGUCCGGCAUGGCAUUUCAGUUCGGCUGCCUGCGGUGCAAUGCACAGCCAGUUCAGCUUGCAGAGCUGGCGACGAGGGUCUCGUCGACACGAUUUGGGCGACGAGUUCCCGUCCAAAGCCGCUAAAGCGGAAUCGACAAGACAGACGUCUUUCUUCUGAGAAGGAAUCCACUGGGGACUUGUUUGCUUCCAAAAGGUUCAGCAAAAGCUUGUCGAAGGACAUCAAAAACAGAAUCCAAGAAAGUGGAAGAGCAGUGAUUCGCGCAGUUGGACCACAAGCUACUUAUCAGGCGUUCAAGGCCGUGACCGCUGCCAACGAGUUGCUGCAAGGAGUGGACCUCAAAGGUGACCAGGUGCUAGCUGCAGUACCAUCCUUCAGGCCAGUUCGCCUGAAUGAACAGGAGACGACAGUCACGUUCCUCGAUUGCAUGCUCUUGCCGCAGAUGAGUGCAGACAUUUCAAUCGAGGCAUCACAGAUGCUCACCUCAGGUCCUGCGAAGGGCCAAAUGUCGAAAAUGGCAGCUGCGAUUAAGAGCAGGAUAAGGGAGAGCUCCCGUGCAGUGGUGCUAGCCACGGGUUCGCGGCAAAUCUCCACGGCGACGAAGGCGAUUGUGCAGGCUGGCCGCUUCUUGCGAGAAGACCAGGGAUUCUCCGGAAAAGAUGUCAAGAUGCCGUCCAUCGCUGUCAUGCCACGCAUGCAUGAAUUUGCACCGAAGACCAUCCGAAAAGGGAAGGAGCGAGGUGAAGACGACCCCGUGACCAUCGGAAUGAGGUUCGAUUGCGUGGACGUGAGUGAUCGAUUCAGUACAGGUCGUAGACAAAGCAGCUCGACUUCUCACCAAGCACUCCCUCCCUGGAAAGCUUAAAAAGGCAGUGGUCCGUGAUGUGCUGC